This is a messenger RNA of Saccostrea cuccullata (small rock oyster), 738 nucleotides long. RefSeq lists its product as uncharacterized. Lineage: Eukaryota; Metazoa; Mollusca; Bivalvia; Ostreida; Ostreidae. The coding region runs from base 1 to 738 and encodes 245 amino acids. The transcript has 5 exons. The record is from RefSeq and is a predicted model, not a curated record.
AUGGCUGCAAGACUUUGCACCAUUAUAUUUUGGCACCAACAAGUACAAUUACCAGCAGAUAGAAAAUCAGGACAUCCAAGUAAAGGUGAAGGAUGCGACUUUAUCCUUGAGUCUAGAAACAAAAUGACAAAAAAAUGGCUACCUCCAGGCGCGCCUAAAGAGAAGCACUGGAACCAAGCGUGUAGAAAUCUUGACAAACUAGAAAAGAUUAGACAAAAUCUGUACUCCAUUUUCAAUAUUGAGGAGGUAGAAGAAGAUUUAUACCACACAAAUUUGGAGAAAGAAAUCAAGAACUGGAGAAUAAACAUUAGAGACUGUGAAUAUUUCUCGACCCCCUUCCAGAAGAGACCACCAUCUAAUUUGUCAGGCAGAAAUCUAGAUCCCGAUUUGGCAAAUUUUUCAACAAAAUGCAAGAACAACUUAAUCUUAUUUUUGAAAGAAUGUGCAAAAUCUAAUUCCGUGCAGCUGUGCAAAUUUUUAGAACCCAUAUUCAUCCUAUCCGAAGACAGAAAAAGUUAUAACAACAUCGAAAAUAAAACCAAAGUAGAAAUAAUAAACGCGGUGCAGUCUGAGAUGCAGAAAUUGAAAGAAUUGGAUUUUGACAUGGCUGAUGAGAAGUCCAAGGAGUGGGCAAAAAUAAAAACGGAGAAAAAAGCCAUGCUUCUUAAAUUUUAUAAAGAACUGGUACAGCUUAUAGAGGAAAUUGAAGAUCGCGAGGAAGAGGAAGAAGAAUCAUAA